This is a messenger RNA of Fonticula alba, 2398 nucleotides long. RefSeq lists its product as hypothetical. The record is from RefSeq and is a predicted model, not a curated record. NCBI's taxonomy places the organism in Eukaryota, Rotosphaerida, Fonticulaceae. The transcript has a single exon. The annotation marks the transcript as partial.
GGGCCUUCCACCUGCUGGUGGACGAGGCCACCGGGCGGGUGGACUGCGUGCCGGCAUGCCCGGACGGCUUCACCCGGAGCGGCAGGCGUUGCCUGCGCCAGGGGGUCCCCCUGCCGGUGGGCCUGGCCCAACACCCGCAACCCAUCACCGGCAUGGAGGACCGACCCCCCUCGUACCUGGCCCCCACCCACCUGUCCAUGCAGGGGGGCACAUUGUCCUUGGGCGUGCCGCUGGCCGGCGGGUCGCAGGGCCACCCGCCGCCGGGGCACUUGCUGGUCUUUGCCCGGGACUCCCACGAGCCGGGGCUGCUGCCGGCCGAGGACCCCCUCGGCCAGCCAAUGGAGCCGGUUGCCUGGCCCGGGGCCAGCCUGGCCCGGGCCACGGCCUACCUGGAGCUCGGGCCGCUGCUGGAUGCCCAGGGGGCCGGGCACUUCACGGCCUUCUUCCUGCAGGAUGGCAGCCUCCUGGCCAGGCACUAUGAAUGCGCCAGUGGCCCGGCCGACCCGCUGGCCACCACGUGCGCGGCCAGCAUCUCGGCCGCCACGCAGGUGGCCUCCCCGGCCGGCGGGGCCCUGGUCCGGGUGGACGCCCGCACGGUGGGCCUCCUCCACCAGCAGGCCGGGCUCCUGGUCCGGGUGCUGGAGGACCGCACCCUGCGCCAGGUGAGCCUGGCCCUGGAGCAGCUGCCGGCCGGCUUCGGGCCCUGGGGCCAGGUUGCCCUGGCGACGCCGGCCGGCCUGCGGGCCAGCACCCUGGGGCUGCUGCUGGCCGGGGACCCGCGCGCGGCGCCACCCGCCUCGGACCCCCUGCUGGCGGACGCCGGCCUCGGCCAUGCUUGGGCGCCGGUGGCCGUGCCGGCCGGCCCGGGCCGCCGGGCCGAGCCCUUCCUCGCGGCCCUCGGCCGGGACAUUGCCACCGGCCGGGCCACCUGGCAGGUGCUGCACCUGCCUGACGGCCCCGGGCCCAAUGGCCGGGCCGCCGCCCUGGAUGCCACGGCCAUCACCCUGCACACGCUGGCCGCCGGCGACACGCCGGCCGCCGAGCCGGGCUUCCUGGUGGCCGCCCUGCCGGCGGCCGAAUUCCCCGGGCUCCUGGGCCUGGCCCUGGGCCGGCAGCUGCACCUGGCGGUGCUGCGCUGCCGGGCCAUCCUGCACAUGGCCUGCCAGCUGCACUACCUGGCGGCCGUGGAGCUGCCCGGGCCGGCGGCCGGGGCCGGCGGGCUGGUGGCCCUCCCCCGUGCCGGGGGCCUGGCCGCGCGCCUGGACCCCGCCGGCCCCGGGCCCCGGCAAACCGUGGCCCUGCUGCUGGCGGUCGAUGCCGCGCCCGGGCUCCACCGGCUGGAGAUCACCCUGCCCGCCUGCCCGGCCGGCGAGUACCUCCUGCAGGAGGGCCCGGGGCUGGCCGAGUGCCGGCCCUGCCAGGCGGCCAUGGCCGACUGCCUGGAGUGCACGUCGGCCACCGAGUGCACCCGGUGCCGGCUGCCGGUGCCCGGGGUGACCGGCGUCUGCGCGGACACCUGCCCCCCGGGGCUGGUCCUGGACCCGGGCCCGGGCGCGGCCACCGCCGGCGAGUGCCGCUGCCACGCGGACUGCGCCCGGUGCGAGCGCCUCCCCUCCACCGGGGCCUAUGUGUGCGUCGAGUGCCGGGCCGGGUGGGCCCUGGAGCCGGGGGCCCACCCCGUCCGGUGCGCCCCCUGCCACGGGUCCUGUGCCGAGUGCUCGCGCCCCGGCGAUGCCAUGGCCUGCACGGCCUGCCCGCCGGACGCGGUCCUCUUCCCGCCGCAGGGCACCUGCCAGGCGGCCUGCCCCAGCCCGGGGCACUAUCUGCCGGCCGGGGGCCGGGUGUGCGGGGCCUGCCCGGGCGGCUGCGAUGCCUGCUCCGCCGCGGACACCUGCGACCGGUGUGCCGCCGGGCGCUACCGCGAUGGGGCCGGGGCCUGCCGCCCCUGCGCCGGGGCCUGCGCCACCUGCACCGAGGAGGGCAGCUGCUCCGCCUGCCGGCCGGGGCUGGUCUUCCUGGACCCGGACCCGGGCGUGCCGUCGCUCUGCGGCAGCACCUGCCCGCCGGGGGAGUUUCCCGGGCCCGAGCGGUGCGCCCGGUGCGACCGCUCGUGCGACCUGUGCGCCGGCGGGGCCGCCCACUGUCUGGUGUGCGCCGAGGGCUUCCGGUGGGGCGCGGCCGCCCCGGGCCCCGGCAAGACGGGCGCCUGCGUGCCCUGCCCGGCCGGCUGCGCCUCGUGCACCGACGCCGACCGGUGCCUUGCCUGCGCCGGCGGGCUGCUCCUGACCGAGGCCGGUGCAUGUGUCAGUACCUGCCCGGCGGGGACAUUCUCCAACGGCGAGUCGUGCCAGCCGUGCGACAUCAGCUGCGCCGCCUGCGCCGACGGCCAGCCGGACCG